GGAAAAAAACGCUAGAAACACAACAAUACUUAUCUGACCGUUAUUUGACGCUUCGCGGUCCACCGGCAAGAACUGUCAAAUUUUGCUCGACGGGAAGCCGGGCUCAGCUGUCAACAGUUUCGUUCCGCUGUGGACAUCGCUCCGUGACAGUCAAACAAAUUCCGCGAAACUCGAAGGAUCACGACGGUGCGGGGUUCUGCGCGCUCGACCGUCGUCCGCUGUAUUCUUCAGCCCAAACAGGCAUUAGUCUUGCUCCGCGUAGUCCGCGUUUCUUUCCCAGCGAAAUCACGCGUGCUUGUUUGUUCUAUUCAUUGCGUAUAGAGUGUUGUUGUGCGUGCGUUUUCCGCGUGUUGUGGUCGGUGCAGAAAGUCCCAGAAAUAGCACUUUCGGCUCUCGGACACUGUGUAAUUGUGUGCAUGUUUGUGUGUGCGUGUGCGUGUGAAACAAAAGCAAAACAAAGCAUCGGGGCCCGUGUUUGGUGUUGUUUUGUUCGCCAGCAGCUUCACCAGCCGUAGCUGUGUGUGAAGAGGGUUCGUCAGCGAAGGCAGCAGAUUCUCCUUCUUGGAACAGCCCCCAAAUUACACACAUCUUAACUGAGCGAAGGCCAAAUGGUGGUUUCUACGCGCGGGGCAAACCACCACUACGUUUGACGCGCAACCCUUGGGACGGGGCGAUGCGAGGAUGCGAGUCCGAAUUUGGCAUUAAAUAACAAUCGAAAAUUGAGAAACCAAUUAGAAAGAGAGAGAGAGAGAGAUCGAUAGAGGGAUGGAAACGAAAGCAUGAUAAAUGCUGGGGAAACCAUUCGGGGGUUGUGAAAUUCGAUGGAUCGGUGAGAAAUCGGUGCCCUUUUCUUCACACGUAGGUUCUUCACACACUAGGCACACCACGAUGCAAUCCACACGAUGUUACUGUUGUGGUAAACAACGACGCGCACGGUAGGAAGCAGGAGGAGCAGUGAGGUCGGUUGAGAACGAAGGUGUUUGCGGGUGGUGGUGUGGACAUCGAUCGCGUGUGUUCCAAAGGUGCAGCAGUGUUGUUCCAGUGUAUCCUACGUGUAAGGUGUGUGUGUGUGUGUGUGCAGCGUAGUUAGUGCAGUUUGUUUGCGGCUUGAAGGUCAUUUUGAGGAAGCAUAGAAAGCAUAAAACGGCCCCAGCAGGCCGUGACGUGAAGAACGCAAACCAUAAACACGGCAGCGAACGCAGAGUGUACGGAGGAGCUCUGACAUAACCGCGGUACGAUUGUGUGUAUGUGUGGGGCGAGGAGGCUCGCCGGAUAGCGUUGUGAGUUCAUCGACUGGUCGGGUCUGUGUCCCCCGGUCCAAAGGGUGGUGUGUGCGCGGCGCUGUUGUGUACUGUGUAUCCAAUUGUGUUGUGUGUCGGCUUCCAAUCAUAUCAUUAUCACCUCGUUGAGCACGUUUGCCGCCCUCCCCGCGCGCGUGUGUGUGUGUUAAUGGGGUUUGUGGGUAGCUUCCGUGCGAGAGGGAAAGUGAAGACAUAAUACUAAUCCGUGCGGCGUAAAGUGACUCACAUAUCAACCCACCCACCCACACGAACGAGAUAAAUAAAGAGCACAUACACACAAAAGAACGGCGCGACAACAUAACACACUAUCCCACCACACACCACACUGGCCGUGCAAAUGAAGAAGGUAAUGAUCCCUUCGUUGGAUAUGAAAAAGAGCAUUUCCGUGAAGGUAGAUAGUGAUCUGACUUUGCUGCUGUCCAGUGGAGUGUACGAAAUCAAGAAGAUGGAGCCCCGCUGGAGGCUCCGGCGCCCGAUCAUCGUCGUCUGUCUGUUUCUCGCCAUUGCCGGCAUCAUCGGCUUUGGCUACUACUGUCCGGAUCAGGUGUGUGCGCUUUCGCGCCGGGAAGUAACAUCGUCGGUGGGGCUCGCCGGCGGAGGAAUGGCGAGCGGCAGUUCCGGCGGCGGCGGCCUGACCGAGCUGACGGCCGGCUACGAGCACGAUAACCUCGGCAAACCGGUCCAGCAGAAUCUGCUGGCCAAUCCGGGGCUCAGCUACGAGGAGGUGCUGAACGAUGACUUCCAGUUCGACAUGAACGCGCACGACGUGAUGGUGUUUCUGCACAUCCAGAAAACGGGCGGCACCUCCUUCGGCAAACAUUUGGUGCGCGAUCUCGACCUCAAGCGCCCGUGUACCUGCCAGCGGAAAAAGAAGCGCUGCUACUGCUUCCGACCGCACCGGAACGAAAAUUGGCUGUUUUCGCGGUACUCCACCGGCUGGAAGUGUGGUUUGCACGCGGACUGGACCGAGCUGACCGGUUGCGUCGACCAAGAGCUGGACAAGAACGAGGGCGAAACGGCCAAGCGGCGCUACUUCUACAUCACGCUGCUGCGCGAACCGAUCGCCCGCUACCUGUCCGAGUUCCGGCACGUGCAGCGUGGCGCCACGUGGAAAAACGCUCGCCACUGGUGCCUGGGGCGGCACGCAACGCCCGACGAGCUUCCGCCCUGCUAUAAUGGUGCCAACUGGAACGGUGUGGCGCUGGACGAGUUCGCCGGGUGCGAAAGCAAUCUGGCCGCCAACCGGCAGACGCGCAUGCUUGCCGACCUGGCGCUGGUCGGGUGCUACAACAAGACGUACAUGCCGACGGCCGAACGGGACCGCAUCAUGCUGGCCAGCGCCAAGCGCAACCUAGCGGCUAUGUCCUAUUUCGGUCUGACCGAGUACCAGAAGAUCUCGCAGUACAUUUUCGAGGAGACGUUCAACCUGCGGUUCGCGAUACCGUUCGAGCAGCACAACACCACCGUGUCGACGGUGACGAUGAACAGCCUGACGCCGGCCCAGCGCGCCCGCAUCGACCAGCUGAACGCGCUCGACCUCGAGCUGUACGCGUUCGCGAAGAAGCUAAUGUUCCAAAGAUUCGAAAGACUCAAAGCCAAAGAUAACGACUUCGAGGUCCGGUUUGCGCAUCUGGGCAAUCUGGGCGUGCGGAACGGCGUGACGGAGUUCAACUGGGACAGCAACAUCGACGACAUGCCCAGCAACGAGCAUCACUGAUAUCGGGCCCCACGGGCUCGUUCGGCCGCACUAGAGGGUGGCGACCGCGACCGAGCCAUCAUUACCGCCGGUGGACGACGCCGGUGGGCGAAGAGCAGCAGCAGAGCAGCAGUAGACGGUGGCAGCGGUGGACCGUUGCCGGCCAUCGGACCAUCAGCGCCACCGUACCGGGCACCGGCGUCGGGCGGAAGCGGCACCAACCACAGUGCCGCGAGUGCCACCGCCACCGCCAUCGCGGUCGCUCAUCAAAACUCAAUCAAUCAUCAGCGGGCCGGAAGCGGAGGCGGAGGUGGAUACGGAUACGGCGGACCGUCACACGCCGGUGACGUUGACAAACCCAUUAGUGCUAAGCUCAAUCUGACGACUAGUCCUAGCAGUGAAUGUAGGCGUAAGAAGGCUAAUAAGCAACACCCGGAGCAACAGCGGGUCCGCAAGCGCGAGGAUACGCACCCGACGGUCGAUGCAGCUAAGCUGCUGCAGCGAUAGAAUCGUCGACGUGGCCGCGCGCCUCAACCGGGAGAAUGGAAUUAGCAAUGUGCGCAACGUGCUGCGUACGGUAGCAUACCCUACUUAUGCCGGAACGCUCCAGUGUGUGUUCCUGCCCGUGCCCGAUGUGAAUCGAGCGAACGAAACGAGAGGAGGCGAUUUGUUGUGGCUGCGGUGGGCGCUACCGAAAGGCCCACAAAUCGGAUCAGCCUUAGGAAGGCGUACCGCGAAACGAGGCGGUGGGAAAGAUUAUUGGAAAUCGAAUCGCGCUAGUACCCCACCAGUCGUAGGUUUAGAAGCCCACAGUAUAAGCUUUUUAAAGAAACCAAUAUUCAAUCGCCACCGCGCGCGGGCUGUUUGUGUGCGUGUGUUUGUAUAGAGCGGUGCAUUAUGCUUACUAAUCAUCGGUUCGGUCGCUGCACGUUGGAGAUGUGAGUUUGGAGCGCUUCCCGUGUUCGUCGUCGUUCCGUAGUUUAUAGCUUUCCGGCUGCAAAAGUGACACAAACACCACCUUCUCCAUGCACGAUUCCACCGUCAAAAGCGGAUGGAGAUGCCAGUGAUCAGCGCCGCAGUCAUGGCAUACUGUGUAAGGCUUUAGGUUUAGCUUUAAGGAAAUUAUCAUAAGCGCCGUGACAGCCGAUUAGGGGAAGAAUGAUGAAACGCGGACUUAAAAAGGAACCCAGUUCAGAGCGCACACACAGUCGGUCGUGAGAUGUGCGCGCGCCCCGUUUGCUCCCGAAGCCAUAUCUGCACAAAUGCAUUCUCAGGGGGAAAAACUCUCACUCGUCGAAAUGGUAGUGUGAAAGUGAAUAAUGCAGCUUCCUCACAACGCUGCACGGAUUUGGCAAAUGGUGUACAAUCGUUCGUAGUUUUCCGGCUGAAAGUAAGUUGGAAAGAUGAUGCGGAAAUUCACAGAAAUUGUGUUUGGUUCGUUCGUUCGUGUGGUUUUUUUUCAGCCCACUGUCAAAAAUGUGGCCAGUGCCGUGUCGUGGUGUGAAGCGUAACUUACCGUGAUUCUCAUCAUUCGUGCGCCUACUGUGAUACCAGGAUACUGGCGUGUGGUGAUGAAGCGCGUGCGACGCGGGCAACGUUUGGAUUGGAGCUAAGAAGCAUCCGGGCGGGUGUGAGACGAACCCACCGACGCGACUAGUGAUGAAAAGUGAAGCUUGCUUGCUGCUGCUGCCAUCAUCCUGAAGCUAACGAGUUAAUGUAACCUGUCAUCAUGUCGCCGCGUUCUCGGUUCCUUUGCGUGUGUGUGUGUGUGUGUGCAUCGUUCCCAUCAUCUCAAUGGCUUCAUCCGGAAUCGUCCUUAGACGCACCAUCAUCACCAUUACGCGUCGCCGGAAAUGGAUGUGUGUAACGCCAUGGUGCAACAUCUUGAACGCGCAAAUGCCGAACAGUAGUAGUUGUGGCAGUGUAGUGCAUCGAACCAACCCGACCGGGUUUUGAGAUUUGAGCAAAAACGCUCCUCCCAGACACACAUCCGACCAGCACCACCCCGCGUUCCAAGCCAACGCCACAAGGGCGGGCUUUUCACAGGCACGUUAAAGGUUUUCCCGCCUAGCCCGCCUGGUCUGGCCUAUGACCUCGUUUACGUUCGAGUGACGUAUGUGCGGGGCCUGCAAUCAGGCUGUGGUAGCAGAGGGGAGAGCAUACAAUGUUUGCCUUGCCUUGGAAAUGAAGGAUACAGGAUGUGUGAGCCGGUAUACUAGCUUCCGAUGCUUCUGACGCUGCUGCUGCUGCUGCUGCUGCUGCUUGUAUGCACGGCAGAAUGCACCAUCCGUGCGCCUCUCCCACUCCUCCUUUUCAUCGUCGUCUGUCCCAUCGUCUUGGUCGUCACUCUCUUCAGUGAUUAGUGUCCUAAGGCGGUGUUGGAAGGGAAAGAACCUCAACGAACCGCGCGUUCGUCACACUUUCCCGAGACUUGGAGCAACUUGGAGUGAGGAAUAAAGCUGUCGCCGGGCACUCUCAAGAGUCAACACACACACACGCUCGGAACAAUGCGGAAAAAGUGGACGCUUUUCUCCUUUACCCGCGCGCGCGCCGCCUCUCCCGAAAAGCCAAGGGAGGAGGUGGAGAAGGUACUCUGCAAUGGCGCCGCCCGUUGCCGCCAGACGAGCGAACGCUGCUUGGAUACUGGAUAUCCGGGAAGAAAAACAAAACAAAACGACACACCGAAAUCUCUCCACCACCUGCAAGGGACGAUCUUUCAGCAACAUCCUUCUCCUGGAGUGCUUCUCCUAGAACAGUGCUGAUUAUUUUGGCUCUCUUUCUUUUAAUCAAAAGCGACAAAACGAACACCGGUAAACAACAACGGACCGCAAACGGAUGCGCCACCGUUGCACACGUGUACAGUUUGAGUUAGUUGAUAAGCUUUUAAAUUGAGAUAGGACAGGAAGGGGGUACUACCAGCAGACAGACAGGAAAUAGAUAGGGAAAAGGGGUUUGCCUGGCUGCUCGCCUUAGCGUUCUCCUCUCCUUUAGCAGGUAUUCUUCGUUCCCCUUUUUUUUGUUUUUGCUUUCCCUCUCAUUGCUGAAGCUAUAUUAUUUUGUAUGAGUUUUUACGUUUUUACUAUUACUAGCCCUCAGAAUACAAUUAAGUGAUCUGCGUGUCUGCAAAACAAUACUGGGCCGCUUGUAUGUAAUCCGUGCCGGAGAUAUCGUGAAAGUGUAAGCGCAGCGUACCACCAAAGAUUUUUAUACGCAAAAACGGACGACAUUUGUUACGCGGGCGCGCAAAUGCGCGUUGCUUUGCGCGAAUAGAAGAUUGAAUUGUUUUCUCAAAACAGAGCUUACAAAGCUCUACACUGAACCCCACUACUAAACCCCAACUCGCUUUAGGUAGCAAAGGGUUUAAAGGUUUAUUUACUCUAUAAUAUUCUCACAUUGCUUAGGCUCUCCAUUUAUCACGCGCAAUAGACACUUUUGUUUCAUUUAUUUUUAAUUCAGGAAAUUCCAGGUGGUUGUUAUAAUUUUAUAACGUAAAGACACAAUAAACAUCAUUCCCGACUCCAAUUUGCUGCAAUAGAAAGCUGUGUAAAUCACCUCACAUCCUUAUACCAUUUUGCUUUUAAGCGUAACAUACACAUCCACACAGUGCAAUAGAGAGACAGAGAGAGAGAGAGAGAGCGAGACACACAUACAGUAGUGAAGAAACAGAAUCAACAAAAAUGCCACAACAAUGCAACAAUACAACAAAAUCAAUCAUAUCACGAAAUAAAAUAAGAAAUAGGAAAGAGAGAGAGAGAAAGAGAGAGAGAAUGAAAGAAACACAAGUAAUAGUAAACAAAAACACAAUAACAUACACACAAAAUACUCCCUUAGGGCCAGUCAGUUGCACAAUAGUAAAUAAGUGAAACAACAAGACUCAGAGAGAAAGAGAGAGAGAGAGAGAGAGAGAGAGAGAGACGGUGGCAGUUUUCCCCAGCAGCAGCAGCAGCAGCAGCAGCAGCAGAAGGUGUAAAGAGAUUGUGAGGAAGAAGUGUUGUUUGUGUGAACAUUAAUUUCGUUAGCGGGGCCCCCAACCAUUUCGAUUGCUGCUGCGGUCCUGUUUCCACCCCCCCCCCCCCUCCCUUCCUUCUUUUUUGCAAGGUUGAUUACAAAUUCUCCCACCGCGCUCGCUCGCUCAGUGACUUUUCAGUAAGGUAAAAGGUAAUAUGGGAAGCAGCACACAAAACACCACACAACACAGAAAACGCGAAGCUUCAGUAGGCUUUGGGGCAUUCGGGCCGCCUUUCCAUCAAAAUCCCGUCGAAACCACUGCACAAACCUUUUUCUCGUAGUGCAGAGACAAAAAGAGAAUGAGAGAGAGAGAAAGAGAGAGAGAGAGAGAUCCAUCCCCUUCUCAUCGAACUGUACUGUGCGCAUUUUAAGCUUUUGUGGUGAAUGAGGUUAAUUUAGUUAUGCUUUUGCGGGUUCGAGCUCUCCGUGGAGCCCUUCGUUCGCGCUGUUUUCUAUCCCCAUCGUCCUCUCUCUUUCUCUCUCUCUCUCUCUCUUCCCCCUGCUUCGAAGGGAUAUCGUUCCUUAAUAAGGGCACCGCGAGGGCAUUAAAAACACAACCCUCCCCCCCCACUCGUUCAGCGCACAAUGAAAUGAACCCAGAAGGGGAGGGUUGAUGGAUGGAUGGUGGUGGACAGGGCGGCCGCACAAGGAAAUUAGAACAAUUUAUUGAGUGCGUUAUGCUCUCUGGUGGGGAGAGGGAGGGUCGAAAAGGGAACGAACCACACACACACCAUAUGGGGAAGGACAAGGAAAGGAUUCAUUUGCUUCUGUUGGUUUGUGCGUAAGGGAAAACGGUGUGAUUCGCUAAUUUUCGCCAUAAAUUUUCGAUCCUCUUCGUUCGCGCAAUCCCCUUCUGGAUGACGGGAUGGGAGGAAAGCUUUAUCAUCUGCUCGACGUGUAAGGGAAGUGGUUGGGAAAAAGGGAGAAAAUUCAAUCAACUUUUGGAAAGGGGAAAGGUAAACGGCUAACCGCACACACACACACACACCCAAAACCCAUGAUGCGGUUUACAGUGGGUGGUGUGCAUUGGCAGUGCUUUUAGUUCAUUUCUUUGUUCAGAAACGUUCAUGUUACGAUUUUUGUUUUAUUAUUUUGUUUUUGGUGUGAAAACACCCAAUAUUUUACUACAAAAACCGGAGCAUUUUAAAUGAGAGCCCCACCACACUGAACGAAAGCAAGAGUGCGCAUAUUAGGGGGCAACGAGCAGCAGAGCAGCAACAAAUUGCGAUAAAACAACAUAAAUUAAACCAAAAACAAACAGGAAGAAAAGUAUAUUAUGAUACAUAAAUAUACUCCACGCUAAAGGAACGAUAAGGAGAAACGAAAAAAAGCAGCGCAUCCCCCCCACAAUUUGUAUGUAGCGUGACUCCUAAUAAAAGAAUAAGCGCAACACACAAGUGAUUAAAAGUAGUAGGAUUGAUACAAACAAAUAAAGAAAUACCGUAUAGCGUUUUAGAUUUGUAAGGAAGCAUUACUUUUCAGGUAGAGAAGGAAAGAAGAAGAUGGUAGAGAGAAAAAGAAACCGGCAGGCCAUUUGUACAGUGAAUCGAAGCAUUUUGUUAGUGGUUAAGAGGGGUGGGAACAAGGGAGGAAGAAAGAAUUAGGUUUUGGAGGACAUGAAGCAAGCAACAAACAAACAAAAAACAAACACACCACGUUGUAAUGUGCGCGAAUGCGAAGUGCGCAACAAAAAAACAAAGAUAUAUAUGAUAUAAACAAAUAAAUUCUUACCGAAGCGACAAGGCGCAUGGAAUGAUAUGAAAA
This is a messenger RNA of Anopheles coluzzii, 8769 nucleotides long. RefSeq names its product heparan-sulfate 6-O-sulfotransferase 1 (gene Hs6st). The record is from RefSeq and is a predicted model, not a curated record. Bases 1639 to 3018 code for a protein of 459 amino acids. NCBI's taxonomy places the organism in Eukaryota, Metazoa, Arthropoda, Insecta, Diptera, Culicidae. The transcript has 7 exons. Gene Ontology annotation, cellular component: membrane. Gene Ontology annotation, molecular function: heparan sulfate 6-sulfotransferase activity.